UCGGUGACUCCACGUUCUUACGAGUGCAACCGACGCUCGUAGCAAGUGUUUUUGAUAUUGCGGGUGUACCUGACCGCGAGAGCCCCAAAUAAUAUGUGUAUAACCCGAAGACACCCCUGAGCGCCCAGAAAAAAAAUCGUGUGAAUCUCUCGUCAUCACAAAAAAAAAUAAAAUGCAAGUUGCAAUGGUGCGUUUUGGAGUGGCAGUCAUCCUGAUGACGAUCUGCCUUUGGGGCGUUGUCGGGCAGUACGAGUGGCAAACCAGAGACACCUUCGACGAGGUUAAAAUGCGAAUGGAGAAAGUAACAUCUGAUAACUGUGAAAUUCAGCACCUGGGGGAUCUUUUUCUACCCGAGGACGCUGUAUCCCACCUUCCCGAUGUCAAAGACAUCAACAUCAAUCCAGUAUUUCCAAACAGAACUGCUCUCCUUCACCUCCAAAACAUGGCACUCAGCAGAUCCUUCUUCUGGAGUUAUAUACUCCAAUCGAGAUUUAUAAGACCUGCGAUAAACGAUACGUACGAUCCUGGGAUGAUGUAUUAUUUCUUGUCCUCGGUUGCUGAUGUAUCUGCCAAUCCUUACAUCAAUGCAUCUGCCACUUACUUCUCACCGAAUAUGUCGUAUUCACCGAGUUAUCGAGGAUUCUUCAACAAGACUCUGCCUAGAUUUGCACCGAGAACAUUCAGGUCUGAUGAUUUCAACGACCCUGUUCACUUGGAGAGAAUAUCUACGAGGAAUACAUUCAUCGUCAGGGAUCUGGGGGCCUUUCCUUCUCAAAGCCCCAGUCUUGAUUAUACUGCUGAUGAUUAUAGAAUUAAUCAAUGGUACAAGGCUUGGUUGCCAGACAAUCCCCAGAGUCGACACGACACGAAGACGACGUAUCAGGUAGAAAUUCGUUACGCAAACAACACGAACGAGACGUUCUCCUUCCACGGACCGAGAGGAGCUGACGAGGAACCGGGACCGAUAAAAUGGACAAAACCGUAUUUCGAUUGUCAUCGCUCGAACCGUUGGCUGGUGGCUGCAGUGGUUCCUAUAGCUGAUAUUUACCCUCGUCACACUGGUUUCCGGCACAUUGAAUACCCCACGUACACUGCUGUUACUGUUAUGGAGAUGGAUUUUGAGAGGAUUGAUAUAAAUCAGUGCCCAAAGGGUAAGGGAAAUAAUGGGCCCAAUAGGUUUGCGGGUACUGCCAGGUGUAAGACGGAUACGACUGAGUGUGAACCUCUCCAUGGCUGGGGGUACAGAAGAGGUGGUUACCAGUGUAGAUGCAAGCCAGGAUAUAGAUUACCCUCUGUUGUCAGAAGGCCCUUCCUGGGAGAAAUUUUGGAGAGGGCAACGCAGGAGGAGUAUUACAAUGGUUUUGACUGCUCGCGGAUAGGAUGGGUUCACAAAAUGCCAGUCCAGUGGGAAAAGGCUCCACCUCACAUGAAGGAAAAAUACCUGGAGCAGUACUACGAGUACAGGAACUUCUCCACAGGCCCUGAUUCCCUCCAAAGAGAGAAAAUAAAUAUCGAUCAAGUCCUCAAGUUUAUCCUGAGUGUCAAUGAGAAGACCUGUGGAAGGUACACUAAACAACAGCUGAAUCUCCAUGGGGACAUUGGAUUCGGUGCUCAAGAGUUUUUCGAGAACGAAGCCAGGAUGGCAACGCGUCUUGCUAAUUUUAUUAGUGCAUUCCUUCAAAUAUCAGAUUCCCAAGAAGUUUAUUCGGGUAAACGAGUCGCUGAUAAACCUCUCACUGAGGAUCAGAUGAUCGGAGAGACUCUGGCACUACUCAUGGGAGACACUAAAAUAUGGUCUGCUGGAACUUAUUGGGAUCGAAAUAAAUUCACCAAUAGAACUUUCUUCGCUCCCUAUGCGUACAAAACUGAAUUGAACUCCCGGAAAUUUAAGGUCGAGGACUUGGCACGCCUAAAUAGCACGGAGGAAGUCUAUACGAAUCAGCCUUGGUUCAAGGUUCUUCAGCAGAGGUGGGCAGCUAAUUUUGACGAGUUGGAGAAAUAUUUCAUGAAGAUUCACAUCCGUUACAAUGAGACCGGAGAGCACAGCAAGAAAUACGAGCAUUUCCCCAAUUUCUACAGGGCAGCAAACCUGAACCACGGCCACUGGACAACUCCUUAUUUCGAUUGUAACGGCAAAGUGAAUAAAUGGGUAAUUACCUAUGCAUCCCCAUUUUUUGGCUGGGACAGCCUCAAGGCUAAACUGGAAUUCAAGGGUGUCGUUGCUGUGACCAUGAAUUUGCUUCAGCUGGACAUCAACCAGUGCGACGAGCAAUUUUGGGUGCCAAAUGCCUUCAAGGGCACCCACAAAUGCGACCGAAAAACAUCAUACUGCGUCCCACUCCUAGGAAGAGGCUUUGAAACCGGAGGGUACAAAUGCGAAUGCAAACAGGGAUUCGAGUACCCCUUCGAGGACUUGAUCACUUACUACGACGGUCAGCUAGUUGAGAGUGAAUUCUCAAACAUUGUACAAGACAAAGAGACUCGAUACGACAUGUUCAAAUGUCGAAUCGCUGGUGCAGCCUCUGUGUGCGCCAGCUGGAGCCUCAUAAUAUCAGUUUUAGCAUUUUUCUACCAUUUCUAUCGGAGAUAGAUUAAUUAAUUGAUAUUUAUGGUGUUACGAAUGUCUUCAGUGAGUCAUUAAUCCGUCCAGAAGCUAUUUUUUUUGCAAUUCAAAGAGAAUGAUCAAUUUUAUAUGUUUUUAUAGAGCAUUUUUAUCGUGCACAUUUUUAGAUAAUAGUUCUUAGAUUGUAAUGGGAGAUUAAACUGAUAACGCGCGUCUAUAUUCCGUCCACGAACAAGUGCCUUUUUUUUUGUAAUUGGGAGGAUUCCUCAGUCACCCAAAGAAUCUCUUCAACUGUGUUAACAUUUAUACAAAUUCAUGUGUUCAUAAUCCAUUUUUUAAAUAAUGCAAUAAUAUUGAUUUGUCAUAUCUCGUGAAGAUGAAGGUAUGGAACAGUUUGUAUUUUUAUGAUGAGACGUUUGAAUAAAGUUUUUAAAU
Fopius arisanus is the source of this 2998-nucleotide messenger RNA. RefSeq lists its product as uncharacterized. Lineage: Eukaryota; Metazoa; Arthropoda; Insecta; Hymenoptera; Braconidae. The record is from RefSeq and is a predicted model, not a curated record. The coding region runs from base 173 to 2590 and encodes 805 amino acids. The transcript has 10 exons.